GUACCUCACCACAGUCUCAUCUAAGCCACAGCUAUGCGAGCAUCUUCCCCAUCAUAGCCGAAAAUUCCACAUUCCCGGAGUAACGCGCGGCGACGCGACGCGAAACUUUAAACUCGAAUUCGCGAAUAAUUAAACGAAAUUAUCGAACUAUAUAUUUUUUUUCUGUACUUGAAAAAUUUGGAGCAGUUGGCGGCAAAUGGUAAAGUUGUGUGAACAAUAUGAAAAUGACGUAUCGGAUCGGCACGCUGCUAGGAGACUCUGAAUAAAUUAAAAUUUAAAUAAAAACCUCAUUUUUAAAUCGGUCCUAAAAACAAAGAUGCUGGGGUGUGCUCUGAGGAGAGUUACCUCGUUUACCUCUUCCCCUACAGACAUCAGCUUCAGCUCGGCUGACGAUAGCCGGUGCAUAGAUAAGUAGAUGAUAAUAAGACAAUUUUUGCUUAAAAUUCGGCCAUAUUAUCCAAAAAUCUAAAUUCGAAAAGUAGAAAAUAGUUCGAAGAUUUUGAAACUAUACUAGUCAGAGUAGUUAAAGAAGUUUGGAUAGUGAGUUACCAAAGUAGCGUUGUUCGGUUCGGGGUGGCCACUGCGGUGGUAUGCUUUAUAUUGCAUCUUGGAUCGACUGUGCGCUGUCAGGUCGCUACGUCACGUGGCUUCCCAGCGCGCGACUGCAGUGCUGGAUGCUCCUAUCUGUAUACACGUUACCACAGCUUGCCGUCUCUGCGAAGAUAUUGUGCCUCCUGAUGGUGGUGAUCUGCGGUGCGGUGCCAUCGAUGGUCCGGUCGGUUCGCCUCUACAGCCAGUGCUCCCAUAUGUACGUCAACGUGUUUCCAAACGGUACCAUCAUGGCUCGCUCCGAUGGAAACGACCAGCCGAAUCUCACCAUCAGUACGCGCGGCUUCAGCCUCGAGCUGCUCAUCCACUCCCCCGUGCAGAACAUGUACCUCUGCUUCAACCGCUCGCGAUUAGUGGGCAGGCGAUUGACACGUUUCCAAGCGGAGAGACAACCCAACUGCCUAUUCAAAGAGGAGUUUGUGGACGGCUACAACAGAUACCACCUGGUGAAGAACGAAGACCGCUACAUAGGGUUCAACCGGCGGGGCCUGCAGAUGCGGCGUGGCAAGAGCCGCACCACGGAGCGGCAGCACAAGUGUUUCUCCUUCAUGAAGGAGGCCCACGACUUCGAUAUAAACUGGCACAACACAGUGAUCGCCGGCGACAUGCCCAAGUGGCGCCCGCAGCGUAGGCCCCGGCCGGCGCUGCAGAACUCCAUCAAGCCGCCGUGCCACGGCACGCGCCACCACCACGGCAGGCAUCAGAGGCGGAGGAACUGCGACGGCACGUAGGCCGCGCGACCUCACCGCAUUAGCAGCUCAUUUACGCUUCAACGCUUCGCGCGUUCCGUUGCCAGCUGUCGAUGGACAUUGUGAGUGGACAGAGUAUUAGUCAACUAUCGCAGUAUUAUUACAGUGACGUGGACUGGAUAGCGUUAGGUUAGCUCAGCCGCGGUGGCCGCGGCGUUUCAAACGCCGCAUGAAUGGUAGCUGAAGCGAGAGAGCAAACAUUUGAAUGGAGAAAAAAACGCCGAGCCGGGACGACGUCCGGAGCUGUGAAAUUCCAUAAGGUCGUGUAACAUCGUGGCGCUCGUUUGCUCUUGUGCCGGACUCGUGCUCUAAAAGGAAAAAAGGUUUUCUGUGGAAAGAGCAAAUAGUAGUCUCGCGGGUCACGAGUACUGGGCCGGACCACCGCUGCAGUGAGGCCGCGUCACCGCCUCGCGCCACUCGGCAUCGCGUCACCGGGCUGCAGACCUCGAGUGCUCCGGCUGGCCGCCAUCAGUGUAGCAAAACGCCUUUACGUCAAUUCUCAGUGUGUUAUUAUUUAAAACGCUUUACUAUUAAGUACGGAUCGUGUUAUCUGCUUGUAAAUAUAAUAAAAAUAAUUUGUGUUUACUUAUUUAUCAAACAAAAGUUAAUCAAAAAUUUGUAAACGUAGGUGUUAGAUGUAAAGUUGUAUUAAAAUGUUUUGUAUUUAAUUAUGGGUAUUUAAUCUAUCCGACCAACCGCUCUCUUGUGAUUAGCCACAGUCGCUAUGACCUAGUUUUCUUUACUAACUCCAUGUACUGAAACUUUUCCUUACUAAUGUUCAAUUGAAUAUAUUUUCCGGUCGAUAUGUGAAUUUGAUUGUAUGAUUUCGAGCGCUUUGUAUAUAUUAUUUUAAGAGUUUGUAUGAGAGUGAUAGGUAUUUGAAUCUCUUUUGUCGAAAUCUUCGAUUUCUGACGAUUCUUGAUGAUGUUUUGUUGAGUAAUGAAGUUGCCAGUUUUAGUGUCCGUAAGAGCUGAAACAUAGAAGUCGUCAGUAUCGAGUGUUCCGCUGUUAUCCAUAUGUUGUCACCGUAAAUACAUAUAAAGGACAUUUAUAAUCUUAAUAUUUUAAUAAGAUCUGUGCCAUAUUGUGGUGGCAGUGUAUCUAUGUGUUCGCAUUAUAAACUAGUGUCUUAAUUUUUGUCUGUAAACUUGAAGUAGAUAAAAAUAUUUACCUUAAGAAAAUAUUACAGAUUUUAUUCAACUGUGCAAUCGUCUUCAAAGGGAUCAUAUGGAACAUGACGUAAUUUUCUUAUUUAAGCAGUAUUCAAAUGUUAUUUUAGUGAAAAUGGAAAAUUUGUUGACAGCAAAUUAUCUUAAAAUGCCCACCCUAGAACAAAUGCGUAGAACACUAUAUUCCCAUUGAAAAUGAUUGCAAAGCCCAUCUAAAAAUUUAGUGAAAAUAAUAUUUGUAUCAUGUACCCGUUGUACUUUCAACUCAAAAGUAAAUAUAUCGACUAAUGUGGAACAUUAUAGGCGAGUGAGUAACCUGCAGAAUGCGAUAACGGAAUAACUAGCAAGGUUUUUCAACUUUAUACUUUAGAGAUUUUAUAUGAGUCAUUAACUUCUUAGCACCAUUUGCAAAUACACAUACAAAUACGAACAAAAUGUUGCUCACUUGUAUUAAUGUUCGACAUUCAACAAAAUUGUUGCGAAGCCGUUGUCACCAUUCAGUCAAUGUACUAAGAUAUGUUGCUUUACAUUCCACCAAUAUACUAUAAUAUAAUACAUAGAAGACAAAACCGUAAAAGACAUUAAAACAUUCCAAACAAUGUAUAAAAUAGUUUACAAAAUAUGCGCUUAAAUACAUAAUACAAUUGUUUUAAUAACUCGACACUGUCUUAUGUAUUACUGUGUCUAAUUAUAAGUAUUCAGAUGCUGAGAACGAAAUAUAAUUGCUAAGAAAAAUUACGAAAUUAAAUCAUAUUUAACUCGCA
Molecule: messenger RNA, 3291 nt
Organism: Helicoverpa armigera (cotton bollworm)
Lineage: Eukaryota; Metazoa; Arthropoda; Insecta; Lepidoptera; Noctuidae
Product: RNA/RNP complex-1-interacting phosphatase
Exons: 6
Coding region: 591-1340 (249 amino acids)
Biological process (GO): cell differentiation; positive regulation of gene expression; positive regulation of protein phosphorylation
Cellular component (GO): cytoplasm
Molecular function (GO): growth factor activity; polynucleotide 5'-phosphatase activity; protein tyrosine/serine/threonine phosphatase activity
Source: RefSeq, a predicted model, not a curated record